Molecule: messenger RNA, 2177 nt
Organism: Condylostylus longicornis
Lineage: Eukaryota; Metazoa; Arthropoda; Insecta; Diptera; Dolichopodidae
Product: serine proteinase stubble
Exons: 6
Coding region: 435-2021 (528 amino acids)
Biological process (GO): proteolysis
Molecular function (GO): serine-type endopeptidase activity
Source: RefSeq, a predicted model, not a curated record
GACUCAAUUAAAAGAAAGUGAAAUUCCAAAAAAAAAAAAAAGAAAAAAAUUGUGAUAUGGAAUUAACGUUAAAAGGAAAUUAUUUACUACAUUUAUGACCUUUUGAAAUUUCUUAUAAAAACUAAAUUGUGCGGUUCAGCACUCCAAUGAUAAACAAAAAAUUUUUUCAUAUUGAAAACAGGUGAAAUAAAAGCGAAAUUUUAAAUAUUUAAAAAAUAAAAAAUAAAGUUAAAAUUUUGUAUAAAUCGUUAUCCUGUUAAUUAUUCAAAUAAAAUAACAAUAAAAACUGCAAUAAUAUUUAUUAAAAGACGUUAACAAAGGAAAACCAAAAACAGUUCAAAAACCGGAUCGACUUUUCCCCUCUUUAAUUUGAUAUCAUAUUGUGAAAUAUUUACUGCAUAACAUCGGAGGCAGGAAUAUUAAAAAAGAGAGAAAUGUGUCUAAUGAAUUUCAAUUUAGUAUUAAUUUUAAAUAUUAUAAAAUUAUUACUUAUUAAUAAUUUCGUGAUGUUAAGCGAUUGUACAAAAACUAGUAGUUAUAAUUCUGUAUAUAAUAAUGUAAUACCAGAUAAUUUAAAAAAUUUAAUAUCGAAAUCAUUACCAAAGGAAUCAAAAUUUUUUGAUGAAUUAGAUUUGAUACCACAAUCAUGCCGCUUUAAAGGACACAAAUUCGAAUGUGGUCUAUCGAUAUCUUGUGUUCUUGGUGGUGGCAAACCAAUGGAUUUAUGUUCCGGCGGAAUGAUAUGGUCAUGUUGUGUUGACAAAGAUAAAUCAUCGAUUGAACCUGAACCUCAGGUUGGAUUAGUACAGAAUGCAAGUGACAUAAUACAUUUACAUGACAUAUACCCAGGUUCACCUUUAGAUCAGCAUAAUAACCAUCACCAUGUCAAUCAUCACAACAAUAAACAUCCAUAUAAUCAAUUAUAUAACUUGCCUACAUCAUCAGUUCCUUUAAAACCAUCCCUGAAACCAAACACCUAUCCAUAUAAACCAAAUCAGUGGGAAGUCGAAUCAAAUCAUAUCACCGGAAUCACAAAUCAUAUUGAUCCUAAUUUUGGAUUCAAUGACGGUAAUACCGGAAACAAUGGUUUUAAUUUAGAAAAUCAUCAUCAAUUUGGUAAUCCCGGUGUUCAAAUAAAUAAUCCAAAUGGAGGUAGCUUUGCAUCAUAUACAACUGGCAAUGGAAAUAUGGGACCCGUAGCUGAUGAUGAAUAUAGUUAUGAUGGUUUCUUUCGAUUAUAUCCUGGUUGUGGAGAGAUAUACUCAAGAACAAAUCGGAUUGUUGGUGGUCAUUCAACAGGUUUUGGCUCACACCCAUGGCAAGUUGCUCUCAUAAAAUCAGGAUUUUUAUCAAGGAAACUAAGUUGUGGCGGAGCUUUAGUGUCAAAUAGAUGGGUCGUAACAGCAGCGCAUUGUGUUGCAACCACUCCCAAUUCAAAUAUGAAAAUUCGACUUGGUGAGUGGGAUGUAAGAGAUCAAGAAGAAAAAUUGGCACAUGAAGAAUUUGGAAUCGAAAGAAAAGAGGUUCAUCCAAAUUAUUCUCCUUCAGAUUUUCAAAAUGACGUUGCACUGGUGAAACUAGAUAGAUCCGUGAAAUUCAAGCAGCAUAUACUACCGGUUUGUUUACCACCUCCGACAACAAAAUUAGUUGGAAAAAUGGCAACUGUAGCAGGCUGGGGAAGAACAAGACACGGUCAAAGCACGGUACCAUCUGUAUUGCAGGAAGUUGAUGUUGAAGUUCUGUCAAACGAUAGAUGCCAAAAAUGGUUUAGAGCAGCUGGCCGUAGAGAAACAAUUCAUGAAGUGUUUUUGUGUGCUGGAUACAAAGAAGGUGGUAGAGAUUCAUGUCAAGGAGAUUCUGGGGGUCCACUAACUUUAUCAUUAGACGGAAGAAAGACUUUAAUAGGCCUUGUAUCAUGGGGAAUAGGCUGUGGUAGGGAACAUUUACCUGGAGUCUAUACCAAUAUACAAAGAUUUGUGCCCUGGAUUCAAACAGUUAUGGGAAAGGAAUAUUUAGCGUGAUUUCUACUUAGCAUUUUUUGUUAAUUUUAAUUUUACAUAAAAUUUAGUAUGUUUCUUAUUUUUGGUAUAAUACGCAAAACAUAACCAACAAAUUUGAAUAAAUUUUUAAGACAAAAUAGAAAAAUUACCUUAAAAAUAAUUUUAAUUAAAAUAUUG